Camellia sinensis is the source of this 2593-nucleotide messenger RNA. RefSeq lists its product as uncharacterized. NCBI's taxonomy places the organism in Eukaryota, Viridiplantae, Streptophyta, Magnoliopsida, Ericales, Theaceae. The record is from RefSeq and is a predicted model, not a curated record. Gene Ontology annotation, molecular function: protein binding.
AUAAUAAUUAACGCCCGUUUGGUGAGAGAGAAAGAGAAAGAGAAAGAGAGAGAAAGAAGUGCCGAGAAUGGGUAAGGUAGCUGCGUCGGAGAUGAGGAACACCAAGAAGAAGAAGAAAGGACGUCCCUCUCUCUUAGAUCUCCAAAAACGCAAUCUCAAACAACAACAACAACAACAAGACCAACAUCAUCACAACCAUCAACAAACCCUAAUUUCUUCUACCCCCAAUUCCAACCCCCCAAAUCGUCGAUCCACUCGCCGAGACCCUAAUCUCGCCGGCGUAUCUCCGGCCUCCUCCGAGGAUGACAACGACGACGACGAUGACGACGAGCGCAAAGAGAAAAAGGUGAAGCUUGUGGUUCGUUUGCCCCCUUCGAAUCACCAUUACUCUCAACCUAGAUCCUUGAAUUCGGCUGAUUCUAAUGCCGAUUGCGAGAGUCACGAGGCUUCUCUCAAGAAACCUAAAAUCGCCGGAGACAGAUCUGGUGGAGACCUCCCUCUUCCUCCUCCUCCUCCUCCUGCUGAUCAGGUUGAAAAGGGUCAGAAAGCGACGGACACUCUAAAUGGGUCGCCCUUGGACUCCGGACCCACAACACCUUUGCCAGACAAAAAGUUGUUGGUGUUCAUUCUUGACAGGCUUCAAAAGAAAGACACUUAUGGGGCCUUCUCAGAACCUGCUGAUCCGAACGAGCUUCCUGAUUACCAUGAAAUUAUUCAGCGCCCAAUGGAUUUUCGAACCGUCAGGAAGAAACUAGAGGAGGGGCGUUAUUCCAACUUGGAUGAGUUUCAGGCAGAUGUUUUCUUGAUAUGUUCAAAUGCAAUGUUGUAUAAUGCUUCAGAUACCGUUUACUUUCGACAGGCCCGGUCCAUACAAGAGCUGGCAAAAAGGGACUUUGAAAAUUUGAGACAAGUCAAUGAUGAUGGUGAACCACAACCAAAAAUUGUGAGGAGAGGCAGACCACCUAGCAAGAAUUCGAAGAAGUCUUUUGGCAGUCCUCCAUUUGAGCGUGUUGGUCCUGAGUCUUCCUCUGAUGCAACUCUUGCUACUGGUGGUGAUAAUGUGAUUGGGCCCAACUCUUUCAAUCUGAGAAGAGGACCUUCACCAUUCAGGUUUCGGUCCAAUGAUGCAUUGUUAAGGACCUCUCACCAAUCUCGCAAUAAUGAAACAUAUGUUGACUUGUCAUCUGAAUGGAAUAGUGAAUUUCCAGCGUCUAUUUUGAAGGCUGAGGCGAAAUAUGGGAAGAAACAAUUUUCCUUAGAUGAGAACAGGCGUGCCACCUACAAACAAUUCCAUCCUUCAGGGAAUGAGACUUUUGUAUUGACUACCCUCAAUGGAGACAUGAAGCCAUUAAUGGGGGUGGGUCUACAUUCGGAGCAUGGUUAUGCGAGAAGCCUAGCUCGAUUUGCUGCAAAUCUUGCGCCCGCUGUUUGGAAAAUCGCUUCCAAGAAAAUUGAGAGUGUUUUGCCUAAUGGAGUAAAGUUUGGUCCUGGAUGGGUAGGAGAAAAUGAUGCAUUACCACAGCCACCAUCUACAUUACCUGAGCAGAGAUCCUCAAAUAACCCAGCGCAUGAUGGGCAUUCACUUGGACCAAUAACCAUGUCAGUCAAUUCUGUGGGCACGCACAGGUCUUCUUUGCCUCGUAAAGAAGAAAUGGCUGAAGCGGUCAGUGGACAAAAUUCCAUUAGCCCUGGAACUUCCUUCCACGCUCAGCAGAAACACAUGCUAAAUCCUGGUAGGAAUGGUUUGAAUGGUGUGUCGGGUUAUGAUCUUUCGUCUCAAAUGGGGAUGGUAAGAACAAUGCCAACAAUUCGGUCUGGGUUGGAAGAGGCUUCGGUGCCUUCUCCAAUGCUCGGUGUGGUUUCCAGAAGCAACACAUUGUCAUCGUUGACUCCUACAAUGGUGGCAAACCAAACAAUUUCAGAACCCAAGUUGCCAGAAAAUCCUGGAAGUACACCUGAAGUGGCAGCGCUUUCUGGGGUGCAACCUUGGCAACAUCGACAGUAUUCUCUUCCGGUACCACCUGACCUGAAUGUAAGAUUCCAGGGACCGGGCUCGCCUAGUUCUUCUAGUUUUCGUAUCGGUUCACCGCAGCAGCCAGAUUUAGCAUUGCAGCUAUGAAAUCAAGAUUGGAUAUUUUCUAAUUUGACUUUUGGCAAGGAUAGGAGGGAGGUUGCAGCAGCUUCUCAGAAUAAUAAGUGGAUUAAAAUUUCUGUACUGAUGAUGAUGGAUAUGAUGGGCAACCCCAGAUUGGUGUUUCAAGUGAUUAUAGCAUAGUGUAGGGAGGAGAAGUGUUGUACAGAUUAAUAUGCACCAAUUUUUUAGGUUAAAACAGAGAAGCUUUUUUCUGUAGUAAGAUCUGUAUUGGUUUAGUGAGAUACUUUAAAUUAAUUCUCAAUAAUUAAAAAAAGAAAAAAAGGUAGAAGUAUUACAUCAUUAAUGUUGAUUGAAUAGCUUAAUGUAUCAUUUAGAUGAUGUUGGUCCUGUUUGGUCAAAGCUUGCAGCUUAUAGGUUUUUGUUUUUGUUUUUUGUUUUUUUAUUCUAUACUGCUGCAGUGUAUACUUAUAAGUUAUGAGACAGAAUAAGUUUAAAAAA